Molecule: messenger RNA, 705 nt
Organism: Misgurnus anguillicaudatus (oriental weatherfish)
Lineage: Eukaryota; Metazoa; Chordata; Actinopteri; Cypriniformes; Cobitidae
Gene: eslec
Product: eosinophil lineage-specific marker
Source: RefSeq, a predicted model, not a curated record
CAGUUGAUUUCAAGCAUUGAUUUAAAAAUUACGUUACUGUGGAAGACGCUGUCGCUGGGUUCAAUUUUGAUGCACUUGAACACUACCAUCAUGUGGAAUUCUGCAUUUCUCCUCUGUUUGGUCCUGGCUUUAAAUGGCAGUGGGGUAAAGUCAGACGAUGUUCAACUUGGUCGGAGAUGCCCCUCUACCUGGCAAAAAUUUGGAACACAGUGUUAUAAAUUUUUCAAAGAACAGAAAACAUGGGCAGAAGCAGAGAAAAAGUGCAUUGAGAUUGGCGGACACCUUGCAUCUAUCCACAGUUCACUUGCUCACAAAAAUCUGAAAAAUUUUGUGAAAAACGAAGGUGGUGCUCUGACUCAGACCUGGAUUGGUGGUCAUGAUGCAACUCAGGAGUUUAUUUGGUUUUGGAGUGAUGGAUCAAGGUUUGAGUACAAUGACUGGCACAAUGGUGAGCCAAAUAAUGGAGAAGGGGCCGAAAGAUGUGUGGAGAUGGGUUAUGGAGAUGAACAGCUUUGGAACGAUGCUCGCUGCAGCAACAAUCAACCAUUUCUUUGUCAGAGAUCAGCCAGGAUUGGCUUUGACUGAAAAAUCUAACAAAACUCUUUAAAAUGGUACUUAGAUAUUGCUGAAAGUAACAGACAUGCUUUUGAAAUGUAAUAUUCAUCUUUGCAAAAAAUAAAGUGCAAGUUAAAAAUGUACAAUUUU